ACCGGCAACUCAGCACCAGAUGAUUUAUGAUGACGUCUGUUCUGUCAGAAAACAAUCCACAUCACAGAAAAAACUAAAACUAUUCUUUUGACUUAAUUUGGUCUUUUUAAAAAUUAAAAUAAAUAAUAAUGUUUGUGUACUAAAGUUGUGCAGUGUUGUGUGUAACAAUAAAACACAGGAUAUCCAUAAGACGAGCUAGUACGAGGAGGUGACUAAAAACUUGCAAUUGCACCGCAACCGGAGGAAAGGCAAAUCAAAGAAAUUACUGUGUGAAAACUGACAACUAAGCUCAUUUGGGCAAGUGGGCAAGAACAAAAUGGGCAUCAACGUUAGCAGACAAACCGAUUUGGCCAGCAAUGUACUGCUGCAACAGUUUGUGGGUCGCAGCCACAUUGCACCCGAUGAUGAGUUUUGGGCCAAGUUAUUAAACUACAACAUAACAAUGCCGGAGAAUACACAGGAUCAAUUGAAUCUGGACUCAAGGCUGGAAUCUUUGUGUCAAUCGUUUAUUAGCAAUAAUCUAAAGACUGGAAAUUUUGGUUCAUUGAUAACGGUGUUUUUGACCAAAACUUCGGAAUUGCUAUCACUUUCCGAUCAGGAGAGUAAUAUGCACAUAUGGCAGACAUUCAAUGCAUUGUUUAUAAUACGUUCAUUGGUGAAGUAUAUCACAGAGACUGGUUCAGAAUUUCAAUUGUUGCAACAUUUUGAGGCAAUGCCAAAUGAGGAGUUCCUUAAGGCCGAGGAAGAAGCGGCAGCAGCCAGUGGAUCACAUCCCGAGAGUACAGCUAUUGCUGUGGAGGCGACUGAAAAUGAUGAUCCCUCGGCCACAUUGAAGGCAGCAGCUGCUGCAGCCGCUGUUAUGGUGGAUGGUUCAAAGUUUGAAACAUUUAUAGAUGCAAUUUUCAAUUUGAUAGUUGUGAUUCCGGUCAAAGAAUUCACAUAUCACUUACAUUUGGAAGCUGUCAACACACUGAUUACCCUGUUGUCGGUACAUCUAUUCACCCAACAGCCUACUGAGAAAUCCAUUAUCUUCCGCACGGUAUACAAGUGCCAGCAUGCCAAUGUUUUAAUGUCUGCCUUAUUACACUUCGUUGCCCGUCUGGUGGAGGUGCCACAGACAAUGUUCGGUUCGUCGUCGGCUGGUUCCUUUGUUUUUGGCAUUGCCGAGUCCUUGCUAUCGAUAUUUAGUUUCCGCAAACAACAGGAUGUCUUGAGUACCCAACACUCAACCGGUGCUGAACUAUCGCAGCAAUUUCGACUCCACUAUCCUUUGGCCAAUCAAAGUCUUCUGUUAAUUUUGAUACUCACCAAUCACUGUACCACGAAGGAGAAUUCAUAUCGUUCAUCGUUGUUCGGCUGUGCCGACUCCAAAGAUGUUGCCAGCAAGGAUGGUGCCACAUUUCACAUUGACUUCGGUGCAGUUUACGAGACUCUGUGUCGCAUUGUGACUAUCGAUCAGGCAACGUUGUUGCUGUAUUUGCUAUUGCAUCGUAAUGAACGUUUCUAUCGUUUCGUUAUGGCUCAGCAAGACUUAGAAAAAUUGGUCACACCAAUUCUACAGACAUUGUAUCAUGCUCCGGACAGUACAUCUCAUCAUAUUUAUAUGUCAUUGAUUGUCUUGUUGAUAUUGAGCGAAGAUGAUGGUUUCAAUAAGAAUGUACAUAAUAUUAUGCUUAAAAACAUAACCUGGUAUACGGAGAGAACAAUUUCUGAAAUCUCCUUGGGUGGCCUAUUAAUCCUGGUAGUUAUACGUACCAUACAAUAUAACAUGUUGAAAAUGCGUGAUAAAUAUCUACAUACAAACUGCUUGGCUGCCUUGGCGAAUAUGUCGGGACAAUUUAGGAAUCUUCAUCCAUAUGUGGCGCAACGUUUAAUAUCACUCUUCGAAACAUUGGCCAAGAAACACACACGUCUUGAUGCUCAGCUCAAAGAGCCAGUUAAUAGUGCCGUUUUUGUAAAUGUUUCCACAACACCUGAAGAUAUGUUGCAAGACUUGACCGUGCUGGAAGAGGUUUUACGUAUGGUUUUGGAAAUACUAAACUCUUGCCUCUCCAAUCAACUGGUGUAUUGUCCGAAUUUGGUGUAUACUUUGUUGUACAAACGAAGUGUCUUUGAGGGCUUUCGGUCACAUCAUGCUUUUCAGGAUAUAAUACAAAAUAUUGAUAUGGUGGUGGGCUUCUUUUCAUCACGUUUACAGCGCGUCCAAGAACAGAGAGGGGAAUUGGGUGUCAAUGAAGUAUUCGAAGUUAUUUCCAAGGGAGCCAGUCAAUGGUCUAGCGAUCGUUUAAGGAAAUUCCCCGAUUUGAAAUUCAAAUAUGUCGAAGAAGAUGCCCCCGAAGAGUUUUUCAUUCCAUAUGUGUGGACAUUAGUGUGUAAAUACGGUUGUGUUCACUUUAGUUCGGAAAGCAUCAAGGGCGUGACCACCGAAAUAUCUUGCUAAUACACUGUAGAUUUUGAAACAUUUUUAUAAUAAGAUGCAUAGAGUGGCGGCGUAUAACACAAUAGGCAACCCCACAAAAAACCCCCAUUUUUUCACAUAUUUAAAUGAUUAUAUUUCAAAAAACAAAGCUUCUGCAAAUGUUUGUAUAAUUUUUAUGUUAAAUAUUUCUUCUUUUCCGUGUUCUUAUCGAAAUGUUAUAAC
Messenger RNA from Musca domestica (house fly), 2641 nucleotides. RefSeq names its product dymeclin. Gene Ontology annotation, biological process: Golgi organization. Gene Ontology annotation, cellular component: Golgi apparatus. Bases 317 to 2440 code for a protein of 707 amino acids. NCBI's taxonomy places the organism in Eukaryota, Metazoa, Arthropoda, Insecta, Diptera, Muscidae. The record is from RefSeq and is a predicted model, not a curated record. The transcript is spliced from 5 exons.